AUGUCGAGCGUCGCUGAGAUUGAGCAGCUGCUUGCGGCGACGCGAAAGUCACUGGCGAUUCCCCCGCGAAACGCGUAUGAGGCGGAAAACGCCUACAUAUCCAACGUGGAGCGGCUCAAGGAGGCGCGACAGAAGCUUGGCCGCUUCAGUGGCGAUUACGUGGAGCGACUGCUGGGUGAGAUGGACAAGCUGGAGCAGGAAGUGAAUGCGGCGGUACUCAAGCAGUGCAACCCGGUGGAUGUGCUACUAGAGGUGGACUUUGCUGCAGAGGAGGAGGAGAAGGACGAAGACGAGGUGGAGGCGGUGAAGCGGGAGAUGGAGAAGAAGCGUGAAGGGAAGAAGAAGCAGGGAGGACGCAAACCAAAAAGCAAGAAAGUCCAGCACAGGGCAGGAAGUCCCGAGGCAGACGCAGUAGAAAAUGAACCGCACCAACCGCAACCACCAAUGCAACAACAACAACGGCAGAAGGAAGAAGAAGAAUAUGAGAAGAAAACUGCAGAGGUUGAGGCCAUCGUGGUUGCGAGGUAUGCCGACUGCAAUAGCAGUGAGAUACCACAAGAAGCCAUUGGGCCGGGGCGGUGUGCGUUGAUUCCGAACUCGCCAUUGGUUCAAUUAAAUUUUGCGACACCCGUGGAAUACGAUGGGCAUCCCUGCCUGUGUCGCGUGAUUGUACAUCGCGCAGUUGUGAUUGCCCUCGCGUAUGGUGAGCCUGUAGCGGGGGUCAUCAAUGUGGCGUCGGAGGGAGGUCUCUCUCCCACUGAAGCCGCGGAAGAGCCACAGGAUUCCGUGGGCGCGUUAGUCGAGAGUGCUGAGAAGGUGGUGGAAGACGAUGUUGUUGUUGAGUCUGAUGAGGAAUCCCUCACGGUUGGGUUUUCGAAACAGUUGAUCGCAGAAUACGACGCCCUGUUGGAAGAAGAAGAGGAGGAAGAAGAAAGCAGUGCCAAGUUGCUGCCGACGGAUGUGCCGACCAGGCUGCGCACCUCGUUACGCUCCCUCACCUUUCUGCCGUGGGUUAUUCUCAUGUGUCACGGCGGUUACUUUGCUGGUGGGGUAUUUGUCGACGGAAAGCCUGUGGCUCACAAGGCGUUCCAGCGCUACGUGGUGCGCAAGAAGCAGGGCGGGAAACAGUCAUCGAAUGAGAAGGAAGGAGGAAGCUACGGCAGCAUUGGCUCCCAGAUACGUCGGGCGCAGGAAAUAAAAUGGAGACUUGAGGUUCGGGACAUUCUGUUGAAGUGGCGCAGCUACAUCAACGCGGCAGCAGUCGUUUUAUACGUCGCCCCUGGGCCGCAGAACCGCGGCGUGCUGACAGAUUUUUCGAGUUUGCCAGCCAUAACAACGGAGAAUGGCGAGCGGGCAGUGUCGCCAGUCAAUUUGAAGGACCCCCGUGUGCGCAAGGCGCCGCUGACCACGCACCGUCCGUCCUUUCAGGAAGUUCAACGCACAUACAAAACUGUGUCUACCUGCACUGUCGAGUAUGUGAAGUACAUGGAAUAA
Trypanosoma grayi is the source of this 1494-nucleotide messenger RNA. RefSeq names its product putative ankyrin repeat and zinc finger domain protein. NCBI's taxonomy places the organism in Eukaryota, Euglenozoa, Kinetoplastea, Trypanosomatida, Trypanosomatidae. The record is from RefSeq and is a predicted model, not a curated record. Bases 1 to 1494 code for a protein of 497 amino acids. The transcript has a single exon.